Mesoplodon densirostris (Blainville's beaked whale) is the source of this 1143-nucleotide messenger RNA. It is a transcript of the gene CIBAR2, whose product is annotated as CBY1 interacting BAR domain containing 2. Lineage: Eukaryota; Metazoa; Chordata; Mammalia; Artiodactyla; Ziphiidae. The record is from RefSeq and is a predicted model, not a curated record. The transcript has 9 exons. Gene Ontology annotation, cellular component: ciliary basal body; ciliary transition zone. Gene Ontology annotation, biological process: cilium assembly.
AUGCAGCUGCACCCAGCCCUGUGUGGCUUCUCCCAGGCCUGUGGGACCCCGGGGGCCCUGUCCUUACUCCCCAGGACCAGGACGGCUGCUGUCUCCAGCCACAGUGAACAUCGUUCUCUCCAGGGACAGCAGGUGCGGGUGACAGAGGACACAGUGACCAACACUGAGAAGUACUUCGGCCAGUUCUGCUCGCUGCUGGCCGCCUACACCCGCAAGACAGCCCGGCUGCGUGACAAGGCCGACCAACUGGUCAGGCAGCUCAUCGACGUCGCCAACACGGAGAACCUGGAGAUGCGGGCCGCCCUGAGGAACUUCGCCGAGGACCUGGUCAAAGUGCAGGAUUACCGGCAGGCCGAGGUCGAGAGGCUGGAGACCAAGGUGGUCAAGCCCCUGAAGCUCUACGGGGUGCAGAUAAGGCAGACCCAGGCUGAGAUCAAGAAAUUCAAACACGUCCGGAACAACGAGCUCAAACAACUGGAAAAGCUGGAGAAACUGAGGCAGAAGUCCCCUUCAGAGAGACAGACCAUCUCCCAGGCGGAGACCAGCGUGCAGAGGGCCUUGGUGGAUGCCAGCCGCACCUCCCACCAGCUGGAGGAGACGGUGGAUGCCUUCCAGGAACAGAAGCUGAAGGACCUCCGGAAAAAGUUUUUGGACUUUGUGACCAUUGAGAUGGUCUUCCAUGCCAAAGCGGUGGAGGUGUAUUCCAGUGCCUUCCAGACCCUGGAGAGCUACGACCUGGAGAGGGAUCUGGAGGAUUUUAGAGCCAAGAUGCGUGGAGUUUAUGGGGGUUAUGACGCUCGGCUGCUCACGGACACCACCCUGUCCCCAGCUGUCCCGUGGUUUCUCGCCCAGAGCACCCAGAGCACCAGAUGGAGCCAGAGAAAAGAGGCAGCCAGUGAGGACAACUCUGUCGAGGAGGACCCUGUGGAGGACCUCAGGGGACAGGGGAAGGGGCUCCAUCAGUAGGACGAGAACUCCCCAGUCAGGAAAAAGGGGCUGAGGCUGGAUGCUCAGAGGCUCUGCCGUGUGCAAGUCCCGUGUCCUCUGAGUCCCGCUUUCCUCAUCUGUCUGGCAGGAAUCAUAUCACUCAGCUCACAGGCUGCUCUGGGGAUCAAGGUGCCCAGAAGGACACCUGGUACAUAG